Amoebophrya sp. A25 is the source of this 12532-nucleotide messenger RNA. The record is from the annotation of a GenBank genome assembly. Lineage: Eukaryota; Dinophyceae; Syndiniales; Amoebophryaceae.
GAAAUUCAAUAUCUGCCUUCAAUCACGUGAGGUGAAUCAAAUCGUAUCCUAUCCUAUCGUAUCCUAUCCUGGACUACAGAGUCAUCGUGUUCGUUAUCUCGUUUUCGGAAAUUGUUCCUUCAGUCGUGCUGCAUUCUCGAAGUAGAGGUGCCUCGUCAUAUCUGAUCGACAACAAGUGUUGAUAUCGGCGCUCGGCUUGCGGUGAGAGAAAAAGAUGACAUAUUCUUAUUCAUCGGAAAAACAAGGUUGAUCUUAAAGUCGCUGUGAACGUAAUGUCGCGAUCAUCCCUGUCGUGGAACGGGUACGCGAGAUGAGUAGUGGUGCUGACGUCGAGAGAUGAGUAGUGCUGGAGAAAUGUGAUGGGGACACUCGAUUGACAGGGGACAAAGUAAACAUUGACAGGGACAACUCGAUUGACUCAUCGGUGCUGCAUCUUUGAAAGUAUUCUUGGCUCGUCUUGAGAAAUCACCCAGCACUCGCGCAUCAAAGCCGUCCACCUUCUCCUCCUCACCGCCAUGAUCCUGAAAUUAAGCACACCUCCCUAGACCACCAAACUUUUGAUUUAAAUUCGAAAAGAAAAUGGACAAAAAAUUGCAGUCAGACUAAGCCAGCAACAACAAAAAUAACUUCUGCACGUCAAGAACGCCUUGCUUCCCUCAACAACUACAACGAAAAUCACCAAGAAUAGCACGUUUAGGUGGACCGGUAUUUUUGUGGCCUAAUCAAUGUGAAGGUAUAUAUGGAGGAGUAUAUUAAUGAUAUAAUUGCGAGUAAAAUGAUAAUGAGCAAGAAAAAAUGAUGUGUAAUAAGGCGGGCGGCGCGGGUCUAUUGUUGCCGACGUCGUCCCCGUCUGCUCUGCUCCCGCACCAGGGGAGCAAGACUUCUGCGAUCGGCUUGCGCUGUCGUUGAGCUGCUUUUUGAAGGAGGAAGAAAAACUACAUUAACAAGGAUUUCAUAGUACAAGCUACAAAGGCAGCUCGAAGCACCUCUUUGUCCCUUUGUCGACUUAUUUUUCGUUUUCUCAUACACAUACUUACUUAUUUGGAUAACUCUCGUUUCUUUGACGCGCAUCUGUUAUCUUUUCAAGUGAGUUUCUACUUUCAAGUAGACAAGGGACGACGGUAGGGUCGUGUGCCUGCUGAUGCUUGAUUGUUCAUGACUUGUUUCAUGACAGCUUAGCUUGUCUAGCAGCUAGUUGUAUAACAAUAGCUUUCGUACUUGGCUUAUUUGUAUUUUUGCUCUAGUUGAUGUGCCUUGUUAUUUUUGUUAUUUGAUGUGACGUCAUCAUCUCCAUCAUCUGCAUCUCGUCUCUGUCAUCAUCACCCCAGUGACAGCAAGACCUUCGACUAAAGCUAGCACUACACUACUAGUAGAGCUACUUCUCCCACUAAGGGUAAGGGUAUACUGCAGCUGUCAGUAGCAGUACUAGUAGUCUAGUAAAUCUAAGUAAAUAGAUACUUCUAGUUCUACAACGUGUUGCUGUUCUAAGUUGUUAAUUGGUUCUCCUAGUAGCCGGGACGGGCUGCAGAUCGGAGCAUCAACUCUCCAUCUGCAUCUCUUACUCUUUCUACGCGAGUGCUGUCUCCGGCCCCCGAAAAUACCACGUGCAGAGGCCGUAAAGACCUUCAUCACGUGAGACUUCGAACUAGUAAUACAGAUAGCUACUCUACUCUAGUGCGUCUAGUACGUCGCCUGCUGGUAGAUCACGAAGACGACACCUGUUACGAGUGAACUUACUUGUUCGAAAUAGGAACAAGAACAAGUACAGACCUCUAGUACAGCUGCAAGAACUACCCAGCCCAACUACUAUACAACAAGAUGGCGGCAAUUCGCGCAGUGCUGCGAACGCAGGGGCCCAAGAAGGGCAAGGCUAUGGAGAAGGAUGCCAGUAGCCUAGGAGCGUCCAUGCUGAAGAACUCUAACGGGUCAGACGCCAUUCCAGGCAGAGGCUCAUUCUUCGAGCAUCUCCCAUCCUUCGUCGAUGUGGACGAAGAAACAGGACAGUUCCAGAGGAGUGCAACGUACUUUUGAGAUUUUUGAAUGACUUUGGUCUUCUCAAAAUUUUGGAUUUUUUGUUGGAUCUUACUUGUGGUCUAACAAUUAGAAUUUUUACAUUCUUUUUCUUGUCCUGACAUAAAAUGGGAACUGACAUGACACUAGGAAAACUGCAUUACAUUGUCCUGGCAUAAAAAUGGGAACCGAGGAAUGCUGGGCUAGGAUCUUGUUGUUUUACUUUUUAUUUGUUAAGAAGGACAAGUAGAAAUAUAACAAGGCGCUGUCUCGGUAGCCUUGACUUUCUUUCCUUAGGGGCUUGACUUUCUCCUGCUCCACAUCAUCUAUGAAGAGGAGGAUGCCCUCUACUUCUACUACUACAAGAACUAUGACUUCUUGAUCUCGCACAUCACCCUCUAAUUCUACACUCACCCACAGCGAAUCCUCCGACGGCUUCAAGGAUGUUGGGCUGUACCCGUGGAUUAUCCGACCCAAGGACAAGAAGAAAGUAGCGUGGGAUAUCAUGAUAUCCGUGAACAUCCUGUGGACAAUCUGUGUCUCGCCGUAUAGAAUAGGCUUCAACGUCCCUGCAACUGGCGGGAUGCUCAUUCUAGAUUGGAUCGUUGACGUCUUUUUCUACAUCGACGUAGUAAUCAACUUCCGCACUGGUUACUACCAAGAAGACAUGCUGGUCCUCAACCCGCGGCGAAUUGCGAAUAACUACUUGAGGGGAUGGUCGUGAACUUUAUUGUUUUUUGGAAGAUUUUUACGCAUUAAUUUUUAGGAAACAAGUACUUAGUUGUACUAGUAGAUCGUAGAGGUGACUAAGUUCGAUUUAUUGUGAAGAUGUAGAAGAUCUUCAUCUUGUUCUGGUUGAUCCCUCGUUAUACUAGGACAAACACGGCAAGAAGACGAACUACAUUCUACCUGCGCUCGUCACCAAUACCACGCCACCUCCACGACCAUGAUCAUCUUGUCGUUGUCUACCACCAAUAUUGGUAGCGGCCCAACUUCUAACCUCCAACACAGGUUCACGUUGGAUUUCUUAUCAUCCUUUCCCUUCGACUUGAUCAUCCCACUUUUUGUCGAUGUGGCGAAGGAGGAUGUGCGAGUACUGCGUAUGUUGCGUAUUUUUCGUCUUUUCCGGUUAGGAAAGCUUCUGCGCAUCCUACGAACAGAACAGGUGAAGGAAUUCGUCGACUCCUUCGUGUCGGAAACAGCGUCGAAUCUCAUAACGCUUCUAGCAUGGAUCUGCUACAUCUGUCACUUGUUUUCAUGUGCAUGGUACUCCUACGUUAUUAUUUUACCAAUUUUUGGUAUUGGUUAAUAUUAAUUUUGGACCACGACGAGUUGCUUUGUGGUCAAUUAUAUCGUGAUUUGCGAAACUUCAGCAAGUAGAAUUAUGAACUUCUUCAUCUAUUUAUGUAGAACAAAGUCCUAGUCCACUGUACUAGUAAAUUUUUCGGUACUAAUUAACUUAACUUAACCAGUACUACUUUUUACCUCUGCAGCACUUACUUUCCGUCAUUCCACCACAACGAUACCUACAAGAGGUACUUUACCGGCAACAGUGGUAGUGAAAAGUGUGGCGAAGAUACGCUGCAUCAGUAUGCUGACUUGAUGGCGAUACCAGUAACAACUGACCUCGCAGAUCACGCGUCACACAACACAGGGAUAGGCUGGACACAUGUGAUGGACCCACAGUGUCAGUGCCCAAUAUCCUUCUUGGGGAAGGACGAUGUAAUCUACGACCCUAUAUCUUCACUUUCAUCACCUUGUUUUCGGCUUAGCUUCAUUAGGGCGUUUGGAAAGUGCAAGUCCUCACAGUAUAGUCAGUUAUUCAUCUUUUCAGAAUUAAACAAUUUUAAGUCGAUGAAGUUUCACUACAAACACGUCAACAAGAACAAACGCAACCUUCAUCAUUCAAGUUCAACACGACCCUUCUUACAACUUUCUCCAAGGUAUACAGCCACCCAGACGUGAAGUGUAACAACAAUGUAUCGUGGGUGCGCGCUUUUGAGAUUUACCAAAUGGCGAAUAUAGGCAAGUACAUGUCCAGCAUGUAUUUCGUGGUGAAAACAAUCUUGGCAGUGGGAUACGGAGACAUCUUCCCAACAAACACAUCAGAACGCUUGUUCUGUAUCUUUCUCGAACUAGGAGGCGCUGUGGUUUAUGGUAAUUCAUUAGCAUAAUAUUAACAAUUCGCGGAAUAAGCUCUCAAAAAACUUUGUUGGAAAUGUAGGAUGCAUGCAAGCAGGAUUUUGAAAACACCGGUAGAAUCCUUGUAAGCUAGCAUAAGAUCAAAUGUUCAUGUAAUGCGUGCCCUAUGUUUAUGUAUUACUUCAAAUUUCCCCAUGACACCACUACGCCUCAGGUUACAUUUUGUCCGGAAUCACACGUUCGGUCGAUUCUAGGGGUCAGGAAACCGUGAAGCUGAAGAUGAUAGCAGAGUGGGGUCAAUUUCGCGAGUUCGACCAACUCUUGAAGAGGAGGAUAAAACAGCACUACCAAUACACGCUGAGCAGUACUAGUGGGUAAUACAACUACUCGUUAGCUCGCUUCGAGUUCGAAUUCGAUGCUGUAGCAAGCUAACUUCGUUACUUCACAGCAUCUUGUACUACUACAUCAGCAAUGAUGAAGAGAAAACCUCUCGUCCAUUAUCAAUUUACGAGCUGACUACAGGUAUCAAGAUUAUAUGCUGAUAGAAGGGCUACCAAGACAUCUGCGAAACGAAAUCAUCGACAGAGUGUGGCCGCAGUAUGUCAACGCGCUGACAUUGUACAUAUAGUCUAUCAUUUUGCGUGUUUCUUGAGCCUUUUAUUUUACAUGAUCUCCUCGUUAGUUCUCGCAUGAAAGAAAUACUUGGACUCCGCCAUGAGAUCAAAACCAGACCUUAUAUAAAAAACCUGUAGCAAUUGCUAUUAAUAUCAUUCCCCAAGAAGACAAAAACAGAAUUCGUAUCCAUCACAAGAACUAGUACAAACAAAUAACAGGGCUCUCUUUCCAGUAGCGCGAAACGCAGGAGAGGAUCUCAUCGGGUACGAUUUAGUGCGCGACCUGAUGGGCAAUCUUCGACCACAGCAGGUCUUUGCUGGAGACAUCCUCUGUAAACAAGACGACUUGUUGGAGGAUAUCUAUUUUAUUUUAUGGAGGCGAAGAGCAAGUACUUAGAUCAUCAUGAUGUAUGGUUCGAGUAUUUGGUAACCUGAAUUUGAUCACAAGGAUUCCCUUCUUGUUUUCCUCAUGAUCAAAAUCAGGUUACCAAAUACCGGAACCAUUCACAUGACUAUUAAACCGUAACCACCGCAUGAUCCCAUAAACUGUAACCACGUAAAUGAGAGCUUGUACUUGUAGUGAGUGAAUGUAUGAAUGAGUAAAUGAUGAGUAAGCUUUGCUUCAAAAAUGGCCAGUAAGGGUCGAACCUGAAGUACAUGACCAUGAACAAAUGAUCAGUGGCACCAUAGUACAAGUAACUAGCGCGGGUUAUUGUUGAUAUCACGCUUCGGUAAUACCACGUUUCUCGCUUCUAAUAUCCGUCGCGGGAAAUUUGGAAGGUUUGAUGGAUAGGGAUGGAUUCGCGAAGGAGGCAGUGCGAGAAACGCCUAACUACACAGCAGAGUGGCGACGAGGCGUCAGUGAAUUGCCAGAGCCGUUCCAUUGGGCAAAUCUUAGCACAGAGGAUCUAGUCAUGGAAGGGAAGACGGAGGUACGAAUUAGCAGACGCGAGUCGAUGUUUUUGAUUGAGGAACUAGAUGGAAUGGAUCUGUUUGAAAGGAAAGCCAACAUGCUACAGUGAGGCACUCAUCCGACACUAGUAAGUGACAAAAAAUACUACACCCCACAAGCACAACUUACCCCUACAAACACAGAUUCAGACCCUCGUCCUCGACUCUGCAUUAGUGGCGGUGUAUGAGAAGAGUGAGUAUUUCCAGACCCGAUUUGAUCCUAGGGCAUCAAACGAUACCGAUCGGAUAUCCUACUUUACCUACCUAGCACAAAGCACAUGCGAUUUAAUCGCAAUUCCGACAGACGUUGUGUCGAGAACGUAAGAGUCAUAUUACUUUUCACGACUAAGGAGCAAUUGUUUUUGUUAAGACUAAGAGUUGUAUAAUUUUCUUUUCAUGGUACUAGCUCUUGGUCGUCGUGGGUAAAAACUUUUACUAAGUAGUAGCAACAGCAAAGCACUUGCUCAACACGUACUUCUACACACUGAAGAUAAUACUUAUAAAUAUGACUACAUUCACAUUCAGAUACCGCGAAUACCAUCCGGAGCAUAUGCAGAGUAGUGCUAAGCAUUGCGCACAUCUAGUAAGGAUGCUCGAAAAGUGCAUUGGGAGCGGGGAGUACCGACACAAAGAGCAUGAUGAGAUCGUCAUGCGAAGAUGUACUCAGAGGGUGUUUUAUUUAUGACAACGUGAUGGUGAUUUUGGAAAUAGAAAUUCAAAUGUUCUUUGCCUAUGCUAUGUAUUGUGUCAACCAUCAUGAUGCGCUGCACUGGUGAUAGAAAAGAUCAUAACCACUACUAGUGAUAGAAGAACUACGUUGUCGUGAUCAAGAAGAUGACUUGUUUUAUCUCGAAGAAUAAACUAGACCCUAAUGGUAGCUAGUACUAAGUACUCAGAGUAAAAGUACAAUAAGAAUAAACCCUUCUAAGCUCUCGUGGAACGGAUAGCGAUUGCACGAUGCUGACACGAGAGGGGAAGAUGACCAACCCCCUGAUAGAGUCCAUGGCAGAGAUGGUGCAGCAUAGUAUCCAGCAGAGGAGAGAAUGGCUCGAGGAGCACGAAGCUGCCAUGCGUGCAGUAGAAAGCGGGGGGAAGAGUGAAGGGGUACUCGUUCUAUAGCUUCUUUUAGUCUAGUCCCUGUGCAUUAUUUGAGUCCACUAGGAUGACGGUUAGGAAUAUCUUCACUGAAUUAUACCUUAAGAAGCUAGGAGUAGUGCUUAUAUCUCCUCUAGGAUCGAUGGUGCAGCUGCACCAGGGUGGGGUAAUUUCGUCUCACUUUGACCUUGACGAUUCAAACCUCAAACACAAAAAACAGCAAAGCUCAGACGGUGGAGCAACGUCAAAUAGCGCAAGCAAGCCUAGUCCGGUACUGCGAGCGAGUAAAAUGAUGUUCAGGGACGAUUUCAACGACAAAAUAUCGAACCAAAAACUCGAAGAAAAGAAAAGAGAAAGAGAACUAUUUGAUUAUGGUCCAUAUUUUUGGAUGUGGAGGUGGACACAGUCACUGAUCACUACCUAGAGAAGGCAUUUUAUCAUUGGUUUGGGUGACGCGAAGAUAUAAGAAUUUAAUUGUCUAUGUAUUCUUUUCGUUUGCUAAUUUAUGCGCUAGCAAGUGAGCUUAGCAUUAGGCUCUCGUCGAAGAAGACGAUGAAGUAGAAAAGCGAUCUUUUCUUUGCUAUUGAAUCUGUAACACGUACGCGAGAAGGAGCACGAAUAACAAGGAGCUGCUUUCUUACGCUCCCUAGUGGAGAAGAAGUUCAUCUCUAAUGUCUGCAGUGGAUCAUACCACCACGGUACCGUCCAAAGCAAGCGUGGGAUAUGUUUAUUGGUGUGGUGAUCAUCAUCUCCGUCAUCGUCGUGCCCUUCCGAAUCGGAUUCGAAGUCGAUGUUUUAUGACAUGAUAGUUAGAAGAAGCUCCAUCAUGGUCAUUCCAUAAGGAUUAUUUGUAUACUAUACAGAUAUGUGAAUUAUGUGAAUGGCAAUGGCUAAGUUGUACUUGUAAGUGGUCUAAGUCUAUUUUAUUAUCAUUUCGUAUUUUGACUUCUUGCACCUGUGGUCUGUGUCUUCAAGACCUAGAAGAAUCAUGAUUGAUUACUACUUGCUGUUACUCUUCCAGCACCCUCUCCCGGUCCCGUCUGCGGUAGACUCACAUCCAUUCGACAGCUGCCCCUUUAUUCUUCCCACCUCAGACUCACUCUCACCCACAGAAUGGGUAUACCACUAGCGCUGCUACUCUUUGUCUCUCCCUCUUUCAUAGUCCGAACCUGGUAGCGCUGGCGACAUCAUUGAUUGGAUCACGGAUAUCUUUUUUGCGAUAGAUAUCUGCGCUUCUUUUAGAACGGCCUUCGUGGAUCGAGAAGGAACAGUUUGCAGCGAUUGGCGCAAAAUACGAGACAACUAUUUUCGCGGAUUCUUUGUCAUAGAUUUCGUCUCAACUAUACCUUUCGAUAAGCUGUUGCCAAUCGGGCGACAGUCAAAACUGAUCCGUGUGCUGCGUCUCAUCCGCCUCUUCAAAUUGUUGAGGCUGAUAAGGCUGACGAAAUUCCUGGAUGACUUGCAAGAGGUAAAAAUGGAGGACUCUUUCUAGUAUCUUGUCGAUUUUUUGUUCGUCGUUUUCCCAAAAAUUGUGAUGAAGAUCAAGUAAAUUUAAGUCUAUUAUCAAUCUGUACGUCUUCAUCUUUUUCAACCUCAACAGAUGGGAUUUUCGCAGCGUGCCUUGAACUCGUUAUCCCUGAUGGGCCAGCUUACGUUCCUCGCCCAUCUUUUGGCCUGUGGUUUCUUCUAUGUCUUCGUCACACAAGACACGAUGGAGGCAUGCGAGGGAGGUCAGCGAUUCUGUACAGCUAACGGCGUAGUAGAUGGCAAGCAGCCUCUGGUAGGUUGGUAUCCUGCACUAGACAAUCUGAUAUCCGGAGUGGAUAACGAAAAUUAAGGCUUGCCCCGAUUCAUCGUAAGAAGCAUCUUUGACCUUUUCUCGAAGGAGAAAAUACGUCAGGGACUACGAAAGGACGUCAGGGGCACAAGAUGAAUUUAGGUAAGCUCUAAGAGAUUUACAUCGCCAGUCUCUACUGGAGUUUUACGACCAUGACGACGGUGGGAUACGGAGACGUUGUGCCGAAAAGCACAGCUGAGCGAAUCUAUUGUAUCUUCGUGAUGUUCAUCGGUGGUACAGCGUUCGGUUACAUUAUCGGGUCGAUCGCUGCAAGCGGCACCGACACACGGGAGAUUAGCAUGAAACCAGUCUACGACUUCUGCGAUAGGUACUACCAGUCGUGUUGGUUUAGCAGGAUUGGUUGACGGGGAGGUAACGUAGAGGUGAUCCAUCUUGAUGUAAGAGUAAGCAUCUAUCAUGUUGGUAUGUUUGUCUUCUUCUGUCAUGAUAGCUUUCCUCCUGCUUGCGCGUCGUUAUCGUUAUGAUUCUAGUGGUCAUCCUCGCAUUCAAACAUCUGUUUUUUAUCCCAAUCCCUCUCUCCACCUCCAGGCACAAUCUUUCGCUCGUGACGAGGACGAAGUUGCGAAAGCAUAUGACGUUCUACAUGGAGCAAAAGUCCAAUUUCGACGAGCAAAGUACUUGUCCUUUUGAUGUUCCCAUUAUUAAAGUUCUCGCGGAAGCUUUUGGAUUUGGAAAGGAAGGCUCUUUUUAUUGUUUGAUCAUUUUCUCCUAUCGAUCCGAACAUUAUCGGGUCUGAAAAAUUCGAAGAUAAAAAGUAGUCCUCUAGCAUCAUAUGACAUUCGUUUUUCCCUCUCCGAUAAUAGUACCUCCGACUCUUAAUCAGCUUACUUGAUGGAGCUUCCGGUGCACAUUAGGAUUGAGGUUUUGCUUCAUGUGCACCGGCAAACCUUGAAGCAGCUGAAGUUGUUCCGACCCCGAUUCUUGUACCGAGAUUGGUUCAUCGCUCACGUCGUGUCCUUGAUGCGUCCGAUGGUGUGCGUUGCAGGUGACAUAGUCUACGCGAAGGGCCAGAAAGAUCCCUACAACAUCUACAACGUCUUUUCCGGAGCGUGCGAAGCAGUAGACCCGGAACCUGAGGACAUAACAGAAGGCGAAAAACUCAUAGGUGUAUACAACAAGGGAAUGCUCUUUGGAUUGGAGGGCGCGUUGGAGACCAAUGGGGAAAGCUUGAAAACGGAUAAAGGGUACAUCUUGAUACAAGAACUUGAGCUUUUGAACUUCUUCUCGAUGCGACCUGAUAUCACAGUAGAGAUCAGUUCCUUUUCUUACCUUACUUCUAGUUCUCUCUUCUUUCCUUUUAAGCUUUUCUUUCUGUUUAUACAACAAGCUUAUUCUUGAGCUUUUGAACUUGAGCGUUUGAUCCACCUAGAUGAUCUACAAAUGAAUAUGAUCUAAGUAUUCGAAAACUGUUUUAGAAAAUAAGCGAGUAACAUAUACAAUAACCGAGUAUCUUCGAUUCUUAUAAUCCAGAUUACUCGCUCAUUCCACUUUAUCAAAUUAUAAUAAGUAUAAUGUUUCUGGUCGUGGUGGUGGCUUCAAAACUAGGCAAGAGAUGAAAGAGUUCUCCUCGCCAUAAAAAUCAUUCUUGCGAAAGGAAAUCACUUUCUUUAAGCUCGUCUUGGCACUUAUCUCACACUUACCCCUCGUUUCCAUUUUUUCGUCCUGGACCGGAGCAAACUCUAACGACCAACUGCUGUCCUCGUAGUUCUAUCUUUGUCUUUCUAGUGUUAUCCUUGUCACUGCCAUCAUGAUCUUUACAACUCCAUCACCAAAAAGGUAUCCAUACACAGUGAUGGCACAACCUCUGGUGGUAGCGGGUGCAGAUAGGCAAAGCGUCGAGUUGUUCAUCCUGCGACAGGAUACUAUCCAAGGACUCGACGAUAGUGGAAGCGUCUAUUUUCAUCCCCUCAAGUACUAUGUGAUUUUUUUUGUCCUCUUGUUAGUCUCAAACUUGGUCGUGCUGAUGUAGGUGUUGUAGGAUGAAGCGUCUAUUUUCAUCCGCUCAAGUGCUAUGUGAUGGAUUUUUGUAUUGUUCUGGUAUUCGGUAGCCUGAUUUUGAUCAUAAGGGAAAACAAGAAGAGAAUCCUUGUGAUCGAAUUCAGGUUAGUACCACAUACCGGAACCAUUCAAUUUCAAGUUCAAUUUCUUUUGUCCUCUUUCUUGGUCUGAAACUUGGUGCUAAGCCUAAGCAAGGUGUAGUAAGCAUCGACGAAGAAAUAGAAAAAAUAUUGAUUCUGAUUCCGAAUAGGGUUCCUUUACAACUACAAUUUCAACAGCUGCAGUCAUGUGGCUCUUACCAAAAUAUCAAUCUUGCCCACAACAACAGAAAACUCGCGGCAACGGCUUGGUGCCUGCAGGGCAACCGGCCAUAUGAAGAGGAGUUAGAGAAGCGAAGACAGAAAGUGAAGGACUUCUUAAGGAUGGAAAGUGCGAAAAGAAGGCACGUUUACAUCCCAGCAAGCUACUGCAGUUUCACAACUGCUCUUGGCAGUGAUGUCAUUCCGAAGCAGAACUUUAUUGUGGUGGACUACCUUAUGAAGAGAGAAGAUAUUUCUUCCUUUUUAUAUAUGUAUUUUUGUUUCCUAGUUAGACGUGCUCCACCGGUUGUAUUAUAACAGCUCGCUGUUAACCAUCAUGUUGAUCUUGGUCUAGCCCCUGAUUGCACGAAUGGGUCUAUCAGUAUCAUCAUCAGUGUCAUACUUACUGAGUACAAUCAUCAUCGUCAUGUACUCGUCUUUCAUACAAAACACGCGGGGAACAUCGACAAACUCACUGAUCACGGCACUGCGAGAAGAAAACGAGCGUGAGGCAAGAGAGCGCGAGCAGGCCCUCACUGGAAAGAAACUAGUAUUGGAAGACGCUGCCAGGGAGGAUGGUGAUGCGGCCGCGAAGUUAAGUGAAAUGAAGUGAAGGAACGAUUUGGAUAUCUGCAAGAAGCGAGCAUUUUUUUGAAUGAAUUUAAAGUGGGAGACAGAGAAGUCUUUCAUCGAGCAUCUCUGUCUGCGUUGGCACAAUAUCGAUUAGAAAUAGAAGUUAGGGUUAGGGAUUAGAUUACGAUUUAGGAUUACGAUUUAGUUACAGGGGGGGCUCCCUCCCUGGUACAUAUAUAACUUUGAGUAGGAAUUAGUAAACAUCAUAACGUGGUCUAAAAAUCCAGCCAGAAGCAGUUGUAUCCGCUGGGCCAUCCGCUGUAGCAGCAGGUGCGAAUCCAGAUGCAGUUGUAGCCCAGCCGCAGACCACAGGCACGAUGGAACCGGCGCCAAGCUUAGUAGUUGAGGGUGCUCACACCUACGCAGCACCUUCAUCACCAUUAGCGUCUUCCUCUUCGCGUUCCUGGAGUAGAAAUGCACUAGGAACAAGUGCUUCAAGAUCUUCACCGAGGACGAAUAGUCGCCUCAAUAUGAUGUGCCAGAAAACAAAUGCUGGGAUAAGCAAUACAAGAAGUCGACCUCGUUGUACUACUAGCAACUAUAUUGAUCCUAGCACCAGUAGUUCGUCAGCGUAUAGUUGGAGUCGAGCAGGAGGUGUUCAUCCUCCAGGCACAUCUAUCGAAAUGGCGGAACGGAUCCCGACACUAGAUGAAGAAGCUAUUUUUGAUGGACCAUUAGCUUCAACACCAGACGAGUACUAUAUUACUCAUGGGCAAGAUCAACAUCAAGUAGAUGACCGGCGCAACAACAUGCAGCCACGAGUCGUAGGGAGAUAUCACAUACCAGGAGCAUCGCCUCGUCCAGCUUCAGCGGAAAAUAGGUCGGUCGAUGUUGACCGAGCAUCUGUCGCCAUGAAGCGACCUCGACGACGGCCGACGCCUGAAGAUGAAGAAGUGAUGUCUGCUUUCCAGGGGGCAUGCGAAGAACCCUAG